Dunckerocampus dactyliophorus (ringed pipefish) is the source of this 2990-nucleotide messenger RNA. RefSeq names its product mothers against decapentaplegic homolog 4-like. The coding region runs from base 322 to 1854 and encodes 510 amino acids. Gene Ontology annotation, biological process: anatomical structure morphogenesis; BMP signaling pathway; transforming growth factor beta receptor signaling pathway. Gene Ontology annotation, cellular component: heteromeric SMAD protein complex. The record is from RefSeq and is a predicted model, not a curated record. NCBI's taxonomy places the organism in Eukaryota, Metazoa, Chordata, Actinopteri, Syngnathiformes, Syngnathidae. The transcript is spliced from 10 exons. Gene Ontology annotation, molecular function: RNA polymerase II cis-regulatory region sequence-specific DNA binding; DNA-binding transcription factor activity, RNA polymerase II-specific; I-SMAD binding.
AAGAAGACGGGAACGCCGUGGAUGUGAGCUCGCCACAAGAGCUGAGAUUUGAGCAGCCUUACACAUAUUUUCUUCCGCUUCCAACAAUGUAAUAGUGCUGCUGUUCGCCGCCAUGUGAUUUGUAAACAUCAUUUCAGUUUUACGGCGGACGAACCAGGGAACAUUCCGGAAGGGAACGACGAGGAAGAAGAAGCAAAUGCGAGCAGCUACACCAGCAGCUAGCGCCAGGGUCCUGAUGGUGUGUUUAACGGGGUGAAGAAGCCUCGUCCAGACAGCGCGACCUCCACAGUCCUCUCCUCAGACAACCGCCGUGCAGCCGUCAUGUCCAUCGCCAACACGCCCACCAGCAACGACGCCUGCCUGAGCAUCGUCCACAGCCUAAUGUGUCACAGGCAGGGCGGCGAGAGCGAGAGCUUCGCCAAGCGGGCCAUCGAGAGCCUGGUGAAGAAGCUCAAGGAGAAGAAGGACGAGCUCGACUCGCUCAUCACCGCCAUCACCACCAACGGCGCCCAUCCAAGCAAGUGCGUGACCAUCCCCAGGACGCUGGAUGGACGACUGCAGGUGGCUGGGCGCAAAGGUUUCCCGCACGUGGUCUAUGCCAAGCUGUGGCGCUGGCCCGACCUGCACAAGAAUGAACUGAAGCACGUCAAAUACUGCCAGUUUGCCUUCGACCUCAAGUGUGACAGCGUGUGUGUCAACCCGUACCACUAUGAGAGGGUGGUCUCUCCCGGCAUAGAUAUAUCAGGACUGAAUCUAACCGGCUCUAGGCCCGGCUCGGCGCUGAUGGUCAAAGACGAGCACGAUUUCGACGGACAGCAGAGCCUGCCCGCCAUCGAGGAGGGGCGCUCCAUGCAGACCAUCCAACACCCUCCAUCUGGUGGCCGCCCAGGACCCUCUGACUUGUUUGCCCCUGCCAACAUGCUCCCUCCUGCUGAGGCGUCCACCUCUGCCUCCACGUCAUCUUUCCCUACCGUUGCCACAGGAUCAGGCAGCGGCAGCACCACCUGGUCAAGGAGCAGCAGCUUCACCCCCAACACGUCGCACCACAGCAACGGUCACCUCCAGCACCACCCUCCCAUGCCACAGCCGGCACACUACUGGUCUGUCCAUGAUGAGUUUGCCUUUCAGCCUCCCAUAUCCAACCAUCCUGCCCCAGACUACUGGUGCUCCAUCGCCUAUUUUGAGAUGGACCUGCAGGUGGGGGAGACCUUCAAGGUGCCGUCCUCGUGCCCCAUAGUGACGGUGGACGGCUACGUGGACCCGUCGGGCGGGGACAGGUUCUGUCUGGGCCAGCUGAGCAACGUCCAUCGCACUGAGGCCAUUGAGAGAGCAAGGCUUCACAUCGGGAAAGGCGUCCAGCUGGAGUGUAAAGGCGAGGGAGACGUGUGGGUGCGAUGCCUCAGCGACCACGCUGUCUUUGUGCAGAGUUACUACUUGGACAGAGAGGCGGGCCGAGCGCCAGGAGACGCUGUUCAUAAGAUCUACCCCAGCGCUUACAUCAAGGUGUUCGACCUCCGCCAGUGUCACAGGCAGAUGCAGCAGCAGGCGGCCACCGCUCAGGCAGCGGCGGCAGCGCAGGCGGCCGCCGUGGCCGGAAACAUCCCCGGUCCGGGCUCGGUGGGAGGCAUAGCUCCAGCCAUCAGUCUCUCCGCCGCCGCCGGCAUCGGCGUGGACGACCUGCGGCGACUGUGCAUCCUCCGCAUGAGCUUCGUCAAAGGCUGGGGGCCCGACUACCCCCGGCAGAGCAUCAAGGAGACGCCGUGCUGGAUCGAGAUCCACCUCCACAGGGCUCUGCAGCUACUGGACGAGGUCCUGCACACCAUGCCCAUCGCGGACCCUCAACCUCUAGACUAAGAGGACAAGAAGGAACGUCCUUGAUUUUGUGAGAUUUUUUGGGGGGCGGGGAUUUGACGGUGCUGUAGGACAUUGUAGUGUUUCCGAAGCACCCCCCCAUAAAGGAAUCACUGUGUAUCCAUCAAGCUGCUGGUAGACAACUAGACCAGAGUGCUGUGUUCUUUUCAAGCUAAAUGCUAGCUGGAUUCUUUACAUACUGUGUAUCAUUAUUUUUGGCUGUUGGCUUUUUUUUCUUUUUUUACCAGGCUGAUCAUCGAGGAGCAUCUUCAUUCAGUACACCUGCACAGUCUAAGCAUGGUCUUACAGCCGUGCAGCAAGUGCAAACCUCAAUAGGACAGGUCACAUCUUUUAGGGCAGGGGUGUCAAACUCGUGCCAUGGAGGGCCGAGACACUGCAGGUUUUCUUUCCAGCCAGUCACUAAAGCAGGUGAUUUUAAUGAUCAACACCUUCAGUUUGAGGGAAGGAGCUCAUCAAUUAAACUGCUGAAGAAACUGGUUGGAGAGAAAACCUGCAGCAUCUCGGCCCUCCAGGGCACGAGUUUGACACGUGUGUCUUAGGGUGUCAAACUGAAACGUCCCCUGUGAUGUAAAGGUGACUUUUUAAUGAGGUUCUAAUAGUAAUGUGUGUCCCUAGAGCCCGUCUCCCCUCACUUGUUUGUUCCACUUUUCGGAGAAGAGGUGCUCACACACACGCAGCUAGAUGGGCACACCAUGUACCAUGGGGGGGGGGGGAGCUCUGCCAACUAUUCCUCAUUUGAUUGUGCAGGUGUACCUAACGUGGAAGACAUCAGAUUCAUUGAAAUCGGUAUUAAGAGGUAAAAACAGCAUUUUCUAGUUAUUUGAAUACAUGGUUUUGCAACAAGGGUUUGUUUUUGUACCUUUUUAUGAAGUGAUUUUAAUAUAUUUUAGCACUCGUCUCGUUUAAUAACCAUUUCAUUGUUCAUAUGCAGCUACUUAGUGGUUUCAUUUGUAUUGAAAAAAAUAACACUAAUACAUGAUGUUGUUUUUGUUGUUAGUCCUAUUUUACAUGCUGUGUAUAAGUAGUGCAUGCUCGUGGACUCAUAGCUGAUGUCAAUGAUUUCCAUUAGUUCACUUUUACGUAAAUAAACAAUAUUCACUGAUACAUCGGUGUGGUUU